GAUUCGGAUCCACCUGUCUGCGUCUCCGUUCGUUGGCGCCACAGGCAAGGCACCGGAGCUUGUGAGGGAGAGCAAGGAGGAGGAGGAGGAGAGAGGAGGAGGAGGACAUGGUGCACGGGACGCUGGAGGUGCUGCUCGUCGGGGCCAAGGGCCUCGAGAACACCGAUUACCUCUGCAACAUGGAUCCGUAUGCAAUUCUCAAGUGCCGAUCACAGGAGCAGAGGAGCAGUAUUGCAGCUGGAAAAGGAACUAACCCUGAGUGGAAUGAAAACUUUGUCUUCACCGUGUCCGACCGAACUACAGACUUGCUAAUCAAGCUUAUGGAUAGUGAUACAGGCACAGCAGAUGACUUUGUAGGUGAAGCGACGAUUCCGUUGGAAGCAGUGUAUUCGGAAAGGAGCAUUCCACCAACGAUCUAUAAUGUUGUGAAAGGUGAAAAGUACUGUGGGGAAAUCAAAGUUGGUCUCACAUUCACUCCCGAGAAUACUCGCCAGAGGGGUCUCCCAGAUGACUGCGGCGGAUGGAAGCAAUCUCACUGAAAAGAGCAAGAUUUUUUGAGAUUCCACCAGAGCACAGCGACAAUUCAUGUGCUUGAGGCAUUCAUCCCUCGUACACGUUCAUGCUAAUGUAACAUGAAAUUCAGUUGAUUUGGCUUCUUUAAUUGUUUCAAAAGAUGCAUCAUUAGCGAGUUUAAUCUAAAAAAACAGCUGCAUUUGAUGUAUUUUAUAC
This is a messenger RNA of Setaria italica (foxtail millet), 729 nucleotides long. RefSeq names its product elicitor-responsive protein 3. The transcript has 5 exons. Bases 108 to 539 code for a protein of 143 amino acids. NCBI's taxonomy places the organism in Eukaryota, Viridiplantae, Streptophyta, Magnoliopsida, Poales, Poaceae. The record is from RefSeq and is a predicted model, not a curated record.